Messenger RNA from Sorghum bicolor (sorghum), 555 nucleotides. RefSeq lists its product as uncharacterized. The coding region runs from base 1 to 555 and encodes 184 amino acids. The record is from RefSeq and is a predicted model, not a curated record. NCBI's taxonomy places the organism in Eukaryota, Viridiplantae, Streptophyta, Magnoliopsida, Poales, Poaceae. The transcript is spliced from 3 exons.
AUGUACGCCGGCAGACGAGUCGGCGCCGACAUCCGCGCCGCGAUUGUUGGUGGAGACGGACGGCGCGGAGGCGGGCUGUGCGCAGCCCGCUCAGAAGACGGCGUCGGCGUCGGGUACCGAAUCGGCGACUGCGGCUCUAUGCCCAGUGACAGCCAUUGGCUGGCCACCAUGGAUGGUGGCGGUGGUGGGCACGGGCCGUCGCCGUGGAGCGGGCACCGAGGCCGGGGUGGAGCCGGCAAGGCGAGGACCGGCGCUGGAGGCGCCGGUGGAGUUGGUGCCCUCGACGGUGGCGCCGCGGGCGGAGCCGCGGAUGGCGCCGCGGGCGAAGCCGUGGACGACACCACCGAACGUCGUGACGGAGGGCCGACGUUUGCAUUGGUUACACUUGGCCUUCCAAACUUCACCAGUACGCACUUUGUCGAAGUCAUUCCAGACCGCAGAGGGAAGAUGGCAGGGUCAGAGCUGCAGGCGGCCGGCGUCAGGGGAUGGAUGAGGAGGUGUCAAUCUGUCAAAGCUGGAAGUGUCGGUAGCAGAGGAGCCGCGCGCGAGUGCUAA